Messenger RNA from Capsicum annuum, 2307 nucleotides. RefSeq names its product carbonic anhydrase, chloroplastic. Lineage: Eukaryota; Viridiplantae; Streptophyta; Magnoliopsida; Solanales; Solanaceae. Gene Ontology annotation, biological process: carbon utilization. Gene Ontology annotation, molecular function: carbonate dehydratase activity; zinc ion binding. The transcript has 9 exons. The coding region runs from base 1171 to 2175 and encodes 334 amino acids. The record is from RefSeq and is a predicted model, not a curated record.
AAGAAAUUACUGUUAAAUUGAAUUGAUUUAGAUAGUUAGUUGAAGCUAAUUAAUGCUCUAAAGGAAAUUGGAGGAUUCGAAUUUUUGCUUUGGAUAUUUCACUAGCAACUAAAUUUAAACAAACUGGUACAUAAUUCCAUCUUCCAUGCACAUAUUUAGAGAUUUAAUCCAUCCAAUUCUAUAUUGUUUAUUCAAUAGAUUCUUGGAUUGGAAGGAAAACGAUUACAAGCCAAAAUCUCGAUUGCAAAUUUCUCUCUAGGAAGAUAAGGAUUAACAACUCUUGAUGACGCACAUUUGAUGUACCAGUUAUCAUGCCUAUGAUAAACUUUGGCCAGCAUUACUAAGCGGAUAGCUGUUGUGCUUUCAGGAAUAAUUUGUUUCUCAUGACUACCAAAUUAGGAGUAAUGCGAUGGGCAAUUAAAAGAGGAUAUUCUGGCUCUAGAUAUGAAUUUGGCAGUAAAUUGAGAUUAUGGUCAUAAGUUACUCGAGCAAGGCGAAUGGCAAUUGCAUAUGCAUGUCCAAAUUAUGAAAAUGACCAUACAACAACCAAAGAAAGAAUGCAAAUGUAGGUGGGGAUGAUAAUUUGUACUGCCCUACAUAAAGAAUAACAUGCCCAAUUCAGCGGAGGAGCUAAAAUUUUUACUAAUUGGAUUCAAUAGAUAAGAAGUUAUCACAUAAAGAAGAAGCCAUGGGAAUUCAACGAUAUUUACUAUAUAAUCACAAAAAGAGAUUAAUGUUGAUUCUCUAUAUGCAGUUUACUAUUUCCGAGAAAGAGAAUUCGGAUGAAUCCUCUAACGGCCGGCCCCAUCAUCCCAUAACGACAUUGAUAUUCAAUUCUUUCCUCCACAUCCCAUAAUAUUUUUCAAUUUUUUUUUUUUUUUUAAAAAAGAGGAAAUCUUAGGUUCUUGGCUUCUUAGCCAUUUGCUUUUAAUUCCAGGGAAAAGUAACACUGCAACAUUGAAUCUCCAACAUACAAACCUCAUCUACAAUGGAUUGAAGCUCUCAUUUGCUUAGCCAUCACUUUCAAUACUGUCUAUUGGAUUGGUUAUAUGUAAGAGUACCCGUAGUAGCAAAUGAUCAAGGACCCAUCCCACUAGCUGUACUAUUAAUACUAGUGAGUAAAGAGAGUAGUAUAAAGGCAAACAAAAGCUAAAGGAAGCUCACUGAGAUAUGUCAACUGCUUCCAUUAACAAUUGCCUUACUAUCUCCCCUGCUCAAGCUUCCCUCAAGAAACCUACUCGCCCCGUUGCUUUCGCAAGGCUUAGUAACUCUUCUUCUUCUUCUUCUUCUAUUCCCAGUCUCAUCAGAAACGAGCCCGUCUUUGCUGCCCCUACUCCCAUCAUCAAUCCCAUUUUGAGAGAAGAAAUGGCAAAGGAAUCCUACGAGCAGGCCAUUGCUGCACUCGAGAAACUCCUCAGCGAGAAAGGAGAACUUGGACCAGUAGUUGCGGCAAGAGUUGAUCAGAUUACUGCUGAACUGAAAUCAUCAGAUGGCGGCAAAGGCUUUGACCCCGUUGAGCACAUGAAAGCUGGCUUUAUUCAUUUCAAGACUGAGAAAUAUGAUAAGAACCCAGAAUUAUAUGGUGAACUAGCAAAGGGCCAGAGCCCCAAGUUCAUGGUUUUCGCAUGCUCUGACUCUCGAGUGUGCCCGUCCCAUGUCAUUAACUUCCAACCUGGUGAGGCAUUCAUGGUUCGUAACAUCGCCAACAUGGUGCCUCCUUAUGAUAAGAUUAGAUACUCUGGGGUGGGAGCAGCGAUCGAGUACGCUGUUCUCCAUCUUAAGGUGUCGAACAUCGUUGUCAUUGGCCACAGUGCAUGUGGAGGUAUCAAAGGUCUCAUGUCUCUACCCGAAGAUGGUUCUGAAUCAACUGCCUUUAUUGAGGAUUGGGUGAAAAUUGGUUUACCCGCCAAGGCCAAAGUUCUAGAGGAACACGGGGAUAAAGAUUUUGCAUAUCAAUGCAAAGCUUGCGAGAAGGAAUCUGUGAACGUUUCACUUGCAAAUCUGCUGACUUAUCCAUUUGUGAGAGACGGUUUGGUGAACAAAACAUUGGCAUUGAAGGGAGGUUACUAUGAUUUCGUGAAUGGAGGGUUCGAGCUGUGGGGACUUGAGUUCGGUCUUUCUCCUUCUCUUUCCGUAAAAGAUGUGGCCACUAUACUGCACUGGAAGCUCGUGUAGAGACAAAGGGAUCGAUCAUCCAGCAAAGAGAGAAUUCCCAGAUUUAAUCUGUUAUUUGAACCAAUAUUUAUUGCUCAUGUAGACCAAAAAUUGGCAGUAAUAAUAAAUCUACGACACUCCUUUCCGCUACAA